AUGCCAAGGAGCAACACCCCCGACCGUCGUCCUCCCCUCGCCAGCUCCGUCUCGGCCCCUAAUAUAUUUUGCCGUCCGAUGGAGCCCGGCCCGGCGCCGGUAGUGUACAUCAACGGCUGGAAUGGCGUCGGAAAGGAAACGGUAGCUGAGUAUCUGACGCUUUUACUUGGCAAUGACAACGCACUGCUCGUUGACGUCCGCAGCGUUGGUCGGGAAACUGCUAGCAGCAGCUCUUGUUGCGGUGGUGGCCACACGUCCAAGCACAAACACCGCCGCCGGCACGAACACCACCCCCUCUUGACUCCCGAACAUCCCCGUUACUUCUCACCCGACCUCGAUGCCGACGCCCACGACUUCAGCCCCUUACCGUCGCCGUCCUUCUCAACCUUCUCUUUCUCACCGCCCCCUUCCCGCUCCGCCUCCUUCUCCUCCUCCUCCACCGCCACCACAUCCACCUCUUACACCUCGACAACCCCAACCACCACCAAACCCUCCUCAACCAUCCCCUCCGACAAAAACAAAACCCUCUCCCCAACCCACAACCACCACCACCCACUACCACCCCCGCCUGCAGCCGCUCCCGCACCGGCUCCUACAACCACAACCGCAACCACAUCCCCCACCCCUCCCUACCACACCCACACCCACACCCACACCCACGACCCCGACCCCAACCCCAACCCCAACCCCACCCCGCCCUGCAGCAGCGAGAACCUCACCGCUCUGCUCACCCGCCCGUCCAACGGCGCGCGCAUAGCCGUGCUGCCAGCCUGCUGCCCGGACACGGCGGCGGGGCGGGCGGCGUUGCGUACCUUUGAGGCGGCUGCUGCGCGGGCGGGGCGGUUGUUUAUUGGGGUUGUGCUGCGGUGUAGGGAGGGGGGUGGGGGUGCUGGUUGUGGCGGUGGUGGUGGUGGUUGUGGGAGUGGGACUGGGAGUGGUGGUGGGGUGGGGAGGAGGGUUGGGUUGAAUACGGGUGUUGGUGGUGGUGGUGGUGGUGGUGUUGGCAUGGGUGGAGGUGCGGUUGUGCCGGUGGGAAGGGUGGCUGCUGCGAGAGGGAGGGUGGCUAGUGUGGGGAGGUUGGACUCGGUUUUGAUGUCGUCGUUUUCGGCAUCUUCGCUGUCGUCUGGCCGGCGUUCGGGUGAGGGUGAGGCAGCGGCGGAGGACGGAGAAAAGGGUGAUGGCGAUGAUCGCAACGGCGGCGGUGGAGGACAGAAAGGGUUGAUGACUGCGUCUUUUCUAGGAGAGGACACGAGAGGGUAUCAGGAGGCGAGGGGGAGGCGGUUCAGUUUGUCUGGUACUGAAACCGAGACUGGUGAUGGGACUGGGGCUGGGACCGGGACCGAGGUAGGUGUUUGUUGGGUUCGUCGUUGGGAGCCCGACUUGGGCCUCGCUAGGCCCACGAAGGCUGGGCUGACCGUUGAUGCCUCAUGUCUGCCACCAUUCGAGGUGGCGUUGCAAAUUAUCGAGUUCGUCAAGGGGCUACAGGCCGAGAAGGAUGCUGAACUGUGCAGCAGUAUUUGUAGUGCUGCCACGGCACCCGCGGAAGGGCCAGAAGGGGGGGGGAAGCGAGACCAACCAGACCUGAGAGCCACACCGGUCACGAAGCCACACCGCCUCCAAGGGCACAAGACCAGGGCGGGGUCGUCUGUCGACCGUUGGCUGUACCCCAGAAUCGUCACCCACCAGUUGCCCAACGACCACGACCUUCCAGCAGCCCUGCGCCGGAUUAGGGGGCGGAACGACACCCCCGGCACGGCAUCUCGCAGAUUCACCCACGAUAGCCGCAGGAAGGCCCCCAGGUUACGCUACGGGUGCAGUAGACGAGUGGGGAGCAUGGCCGGGGAAGGUGUCUACAUGAGCCGGAUCUUGGCUAUGACAGGGGCGCGUGUCAUGUAA
This is a messenger RNA of Chaetomium globosum CBS 148.51, 1896 nucleotides long. RefSeq lists its product as uncharacterized. The coding region runs from base 1 to 1896 and encodes 631 amino acids. Lineage: Eukaryota; Fungi; Ascomycota; Sordariomycetes; Sordariales; Chaetomiaceae. The record is from RefSeq and is a predicted model, not a curated record. The transcript is spliced from 3 exons.